AUGUCUACUAUAUCUGUAAAUCAUUUGCUUGAAAAUGUAUCGGACAAAGAAAACAAUGAAAAGCUACAUAAACUUGUGAUAGAACCUUAUCAACAUAUUUUAAGGAUACCAGGGAAACAAUUUCGAAGCAGGAUGGCAGCAGCAUUGAAUCAUUGGUUAAAUGUGCCUUUUGAUAAAAUGAUACAAAUUGGAGAAAUUGUACAGCUGUUACACAAUGGAAGCCUACUCAUUGAUGAUAUACAAGAUGGGUCUGUGCUUCGACGUGGUGUGCCAGCCGCUCAUCAACUUUUCGGCAUUAGAUUCACUAUGAAUACCGCGUGUUAUGUUAUAACACAUGCACUGAUUCAAACCAACGAAGCUGGAGGAGAAGCAGCAAAUAAAAUAUUUUGUCAUGAACUUCUUGAACUUCAUCGUGGUCAGGGAACUGACAUAUUUUGGCGCGAUAAUGCCAUAUGUCCAUCAGAGAAGGAGUACAAACUGAUGGUAAUUCGCAAAACAGGGGGAUUGUUUCUAAUGCUGAUUCGUCUGCUGCAGCUGUUUAGUGAAAACAAAAGAGAUUUUUCCAAACUUGCCGGGUUAGUGGGAUUGUAUUUCCAGAUAAGAGAUGACUAUUGCAGUUUAAACUCCAAGGAUUACACCAAGAAGAAAACUUUUUGUGAGGAUCUGUCCGAAGGAAAAAUGAGUUUUCCUGUAGUGCAUUCCGUUAUCACAAUGCACGACAGAGAAGUUUUGCAUAUGCUGAGAAAACGGAGCACAAAAUUUGAGGACAAGAAAUAUUGCGUAGAGUUACUGAAAAAGAAUGGAAGUCUCCAGUAUACUGCCGAUGUACUGGAGUUAAUUGAGAGAGAAGUGAGAUCUGAAAUUGCUAAUCACGGAGGAAAUCCUUUCAUGGAACAAUUAAUUGAUGAAUUGGCUGCUUGGAAAACAAUGGAAAGAAAUUGAUAAACAGUUAUAGAGCUCAUGAUGGUGAUAAUGAUUACUUAAGGAUUAUAGAACAAA
Armigeres subalbatus is the source of this 999-nucleotide messenger RNA. Its product is annotated as terpene synthase-like. Gene Ontology annotation, biological process: isoprenoid biosynthetic process. The record is from RefSeq and is a predicted model, not a curated record. Gene Ontology annotation, molecular function: prenyltransferase activity. Bases 1 to 942 code for a protein of 313 amino acids. The transcript is spliced from 5 exons. Lineage: Eukaryota; Metazoa; Arthropoda; Insecta; Diptera; Culicidae.